GCAGUGAUUGAAACCCAGCAAGGAAGGAACAAGCAGAACUCUGUAGAGCUCAACAGGACCUUUUUUUUUCUUUUUGCGUUUAAGCUAAUUUUUUGGAAGAGGGAACCAGGCAUGGCGGACAGGUAUUUUGAAAUCCAGAGACGCAGCAAUCCCAUGGGGAAUUCUAUCCCGUCGGGCCGGCAGCUCCCCAGGACACCUCCUUUGAAGGAGCAGGAUUUUUGUGAGAAGGAUGCAAAGGGGAAUUUUGAGAGAGAUGGUGGCGACAGUGACCAAAGCGGCGCACAUUAUCCCAGCCAUCUCGAGACAGAAAACAUUUCAGAACCAGUGGAUCCCAAUUCAGUGCUGAAAGGCAUGAAGGGAUAUCAGCUGACUGAAGCAGACUUGGAAUUUAUUAAAAAGAUGAAAGAAGAGCAACUUGUUAAAAAGCUGCAGGGAGACCUUGAAGAGAUGCAGAAGCUGUUAAAGAAGGAAACGAUGGCCUUCGAGCUGGCGUGCGCUUCCAGGGAGAAAUCGCAGGCCGAGCUGAACAAGUUUCCGUCCUGUGAAGAGCUGACUGAGUGGUUAAAGGUGGUCCUCGGGAUAACAUUGCCGCAGACUGACUUCACAGACCUGGACGCCAAGUCUCUCCUCGCCAUGGUGACCAUGGAAAACGUCCAGAGGGCCGUGAACGAGAAGAAGACUGAGCUCGCUGAGAUGAACAAGACGAUCAAAAAGAAGAGGAAGAAAGAGGCUAAAGAACGAGGGGAGCUUGAAAAGCAAAUCACCAACGAACAGCUGAAGAUUCAAGGGUUGAUGAGGGAGUUAUCACAACUUAAAUCUGAACUUGAACAAGAGGAAGCUUAUAAAUUCACAGAAAUGCAGACCAACACUCCCGAAGCUCCACAAAUCAAAGAGGAACCAAAAGACACGAAAAGCCAAGUGAAACUUGGAGGAAAGGACAGAAAAAAGGUUGUGAAAAUUGCUGAAAAGUCCCAAAACGCGCCAAACAAAGUUAAAUCCCCAAAGAGCAAACGCGCGAAGAAUAAAACGGAAAGUCAGGCAAAUAAAAACAAAAGUGAAACUACGAAGACGCCGAAGGAAGAGGAGCCGAAACGGAAAUCUGCAGAAGAGAAGCCUACUGUUAAACCAGCCAUAGGGAAGCAGAAGAGAGCAGAGGAAUUGAAUUUCCAAGCCCAGAAAAGGAGCAGAAAGACAGCUGAAAAUGCUCAGAGUACGACUUCACAACCAAAAAGUCAAGUGGAGACCGGAGAGGAGACGACAAACCUCGGCUUGAGAAGAUCCAAGAGGAUAGCUAGCAAGAGGUGAGGGAUGUGACUCUGGUCAUGUGACUAUUAAUGCAUCCUUAAAAUGUUUUAUUAGGGCAUUUUAAUUGUUCAAGCUAACAUCAGACUUUUUUUUGUUUGUUUUUAUAAUUAUAUUUGUACCCACUGUAUAUUUCCUUUUAUUUAUACUAUAAAAAAUAAAUGGACCUUUUCACAAACCUA
Messenger RNA from Mugil cephalus (flathead mullet), 1484 nucleotides. Its product is annotated as stress response protein NST1-like. NCBI's taxonomy places the organism in Eukaryota, Metazoa, Chordata, Actinopteri, Mugiliformes, Mugilidae. The coding region runs from base 112 to 1305 and encodes 397 amino acids. The record is from RefSeq and is a predicted model, not a curated record. The transcript is spliced from 8 exons.